Messenger RNA from Trichoderma breve, 1509 nucleotides. RefSeq names its product fungal specific transcription factor domain-containing protein. The transcript has 3 exons. The coding region runs from base 1 to 1509 and encodes 502 amino acids. Gene Ontology annotation, biological process: regulation of DNA-templated transcription; DNA-templated transcription. Gene Ontology annotation, cellular component: nucleus. Gene Ontology annotation, molecular function: zinc ion binding; DNA-binding transcription factor activity, RNA polymerase II-specific; DNA binding. Lineage: Eukaryota; Fungi; Ascomycota; Sordariomycetes; Hypocreales; Hypocreaceae. The record is from RefSeq and is a predicted model, not a curated record.
AUGAAUGCCUGCGCCUACUGCAAAAAUGGAAAGCGGAAAUGCGACAAAGCACGACCUUCGUGUUCCAACUGUAUACGCCUCCAUAGAACCUGUAUCUACACAGAAGAUGCGGUUCAGGUCAAUUUUCCCACUAGUCUAUCAGGACAACAAGACCCUGCUAGCAGAUCUGUUCCGAUAGCCGAAGACAUGCAUGCAUUUGAGCUCCCAGGAUCACGUUUUGCUCGCUCUAUCUCAACUCUUGGUCCAAUAAACCAGGUGCCGCUACGGCAGCCCAUGAUAGAUCUCACAGUGAUAGCCGAAGCACUUCAAAUAUUGGGAUCAUUGGAUAAGAUGAACGAAAUAGCGGCACAAUACUUCGUUGGCACGCACCAAAGGAUGUCCAUACUAUCCAAAUCUAGGUUCUACAGGAGCCUUCAAACCAUAAAUGCCGAACCAAAGGCUGACUUCUUAACGCUAUGCCUAUGCAUGUAUCUAAUUGAGCAAAUUCCUUUGCACCAACCAAUGAGCAUGCAGUCGACCCCAUAUGUUAUUAUUAAGAGCUUGCUUGGUAUGCUCGAAGCUACAGAACAAAUAUCACUCGAUAUCGUCCAAGCCAGAACACUUGUAACCUGUUAUGAAAUAGGUCAUGGCCUUCAUACAGCGGCCUGUAUCUCAGUUGCUGCGUGUGCAAAAACAGCUCGAGCUCUGGGUCUCCAUAAACAGAUGCGCCGCAACUCAAAUCACGGAAUCGACGGGCUCAUCGCAGAGGAGGAAAAGAGAACAUGGUGGGCGAUAAUGAACAUGGACAGAUUUGUUGGGCUGUGUAGUGGCGACUUUUUAUUUUCGACGGAGGAUCCUGAGGAAUUGGAUCCGCUUCCAGUUGAAGAUUUGCUAUGGUCGCAGGAUGGUGAUCCAGUAGACUUGACAGCCUCGAUCCUCGGUGCACCCACGCUUGCCACACCUCCAACACAGUCCGUGGGGCAGAUGGCUCGAGAGUGUCAGGUCUCUCACCUGGCCGGCCGGGUGAUCCGACACACCACCAAUCCCACAUCUGAUCCCAGCUUCAAUGCGGAGGAAGCGAUACAGCUUGAACGCACAUUACAGACUAUUCUGCUGUUGCUGAUUGAUGAGGAUCUGACCUUUGGAAGAUAUUGUGGAGCCCUUGGGAUCUGUGACAGAUGUAGCGCACUUUUCACACUUUACGAAUUUCUACUUAACCGCUGCGAUGAGCAUGGGCCAGAAAAAGUCAGAAUACUCGAGUCUAUGCAAGAAUUGUCAGAGAGAGCUGUCAUGUUUGCAGAAGCUGGCUACGCAGAUAAAGAAACAUUUUAUCUCGAGACGCUCUCACCUUUCCUCCCAUAUUGUCUCUAUCAAGCUGGAAUCGUGCAGUAUAGGCUGUGGAAACAAAAGGGUGACUUAAUUCAUAAAGCGCGACUUGAUGCUCUCUCAAAUCUUCUGAGAGGAAAUGGCAAGCGAUGGGCUGUUGCAGGUAAGCAUCUUAGUCUUCUUCAGGCAGAAAAUCCCUAUUGA